Messenger RNA from Thrips palmi, 976 nucleotides. RefSeq names its product 3-oxoacyl-[acyl-carrier-protein] reductase FabG-like. Gene Ontology annotation, molecular function: oxidoreductase activity. Bases 111 to 929 code for a protein of 272 amino acids. The record is from RefSeq and is a predicted model, not a curated record. Lineage: Eukaryota; Metazoa; Arthropoda; Insecta; Thysanoptera; Thripidae. The transcript has 6 exons.
AGAGCUUGAUAGUGCGCUGCCGGCGAGCAGUCUCUCCGCCUAUAUGUGAGACCUCUGUCAGGCCCCACGGUUAGUUCGUCAGUGCGAGUCGAGCCAAGCACACUGCCACAAUGGAGUCUCUCAAGCUGCUCAAGGACAAAGUUGUCCUCAUCACAGGAGCCAGCUCCGGCAUCGGCGCGGGCACUGCAGUGGUGUUCGCCAAGCUAGGCAGCCGCCUGGUGCUCACCGGCAGGAACCUGGACAACCUGAAAAAGACACAGCAGGAGUGCCUGGGCUGCGGACUCAAGCCCAACCAGGUGGCCUUAGUCACCGGUGCCGUCGAAAACACCGACGACUGCAAGAAGAUCAUCCAGACCGCCAUUGAUAGCUUCGGCCAGCUGGACGUCUUGGUCAACAACGCCGGCCUGGCCAUCCGCGGCACGUCCCAGACUCUGGACGUGGAGGACUUCGACCGCCAGCUCAACAUCAACGUGCGCUCCGUGUUCCAACUCUCCAAGUUCGCCAUCCCCCACUUGGAGAAGACCAAGGGCAACAUCGUCAACAUUUCCAGUGUGGCCGGCAUGCGCGCUGUCAUCGGCUCGCUGGCGUACUGCACCAGCAAGGCCGCGGUCGACCACCUGACCCGCAACCUGUCACUGGAGUGCGCCGCCAGCGGGGUGCGCGUCAACACCCUCAGCCCCGGCCUCAUCGUCACCGAGUUCCAGAAGCGCGCCGGCAUGCCCGCGGACGCCUACCCUGACUUCCUCAAGUCCGUCGGAGCCACCAUCCCCCUGGGCCGCGUGGGCCUCCCCGAGGACAUCGCCAAAGUAAUCGUCUUCCUCGCGUCUGACAUGGCCGGUUUCGUCACGGGCCAGAACAUCUACGUCGACGGCGGCAACACUGUCGGCACCGUCUCCUUCAAGCUCCCCGGCUCCGACGCAAAGAAGUAAGAGGCAGUUUCUACGUAAAAUAAAUACAGUUUUUCUCAGAAAGUUAA